UAAGGCUAAAGCUUUAUUAUGCAUUCUUAGAACAAACCUUUUGAGCUGUGAAGUUGUAGGGCUAGGGAAUUUAAGCACUGUUUUAAUACUUUAAGACAUCCACUGUAGGUUUUAUGGAUUAUUAAAAGUUAUUCAGAGAUUAUUUUGAUCCUUGAAUGGAAAUACAAUAGAAUCUAACUGUCAGAGCACCAGCGUUUAAACUACGCGGGGAUUAAAACGACAAACUCUGCAAAGUAGUGCCAGUGCCAUUUAUUGAAAACUGUUUCAUUUCUUUGGGCUUUUUGACCCGAAUUCUUUACUUUCAAAACAUCGGAUCAAUAAAGUGCUUGAUUUAUCCGUAAAUGUCAAAGUUAUACAUUAGGUAGUUUCCUCUUUAACCUGUAGUUAGUUGGCGGAACUCCGUCGAUGAGAUAGGGUUGAUCUAAACACACGAGAUGUCACUGGUUGUCAUGGUGCCCCCACGUUUUCAAUUCCUUUGAUAUUUGUUGUAUCAAGGAAAUAAAAAUUGCUCAUAAAGAAUUUAUGUUUUUUAAUCUAGUCCAUGCAGUCUUCAUUUGAGAUCAGAACCUCGUGUUGUUAUGAGAGUAAACAAGAGAUGCUAAGCUUGAUGUGUCAUUGUCCGAGUGUCCACGUAAUUGGUUUUUUAAAUUGUAAACAGCUCCAGUAUCCAUUGACCAUAAGCUCAAUGAGGGCCAUUUUGCGUAAAUAUAUUUAAUUUAAUCCAGGCAAGGAUUUGCUGUUCUCUCAAGAGUAACAGUACAGAUUAAGGGUUCCGGUGGCUUUUUGACAAUGGGCUGUAAUUGUAAGUAAGUUAAACUGUUUCUGAUUGGAAACCACCAUCAACACUGGACUGUACAAUGUUGCCAAUGGCACAGUGAAUAAAAAAGCUUCGGAUUUAUGUUACUGUGAACUUUUUCAAACCAAUUUAUAGAAAGAUUCUUUUAUUCCAAGUGACAGUUGUAAUUUAGGACUUUUCAGUUUUAAUGGAUUUAAAUUCCACAUAAUUGGGAAAGAACUAUGGAUUACUCUGAGAGAUUUAAGAGAUAUUCACGAUCUGACUCUAAAGACAGUCGUAGUAAACUCGGUUCUAAAGAUAGCCGCCAUGCCUCUAUACCAUCCAAACCUGGCACAAUGGAUAGUAGCAAUACAGCGUACACUCAAGGAAGUCGCACCUCACGCAAGGAAAGUGGAGAACCCAACGGCAAACUCAGAGACAGUGAUAUGAACAGAGCUCAAAGAGAGAGUGGAGAUUUCAAUGGGAGACUCAGAGGAAGUGGAGAAAUGAACAGUAAACACAGAGAGACUGAUUAUAGUCGGUCAUAUAGGGAGGGUGGAGAAUAUAAUGGCAAUAAAUCUGUGAGAGGGGGUGGAGAAAGCAAUGGCAGUAAACAAGCACCAAAAACCAAAGGCAGGCAAACCAAAGAUCCUCAGUUUCAAUCUGAGGCAUUAGUUCCAGUAAAAACUGGAAGGUCAUCUCCAGGCAAACUUUCAUCUCCACGGAAACUGGGAAAAGGAGAAAUCCCUCACAAUCACCCUGACAGAUCUUAUCUGUUUGAUGCUGAAUACACGCCAGAAUUACUGAGUAUUGCAGAAAUAAAACUAGAAUCACAUCUCCCCAGGAUAUACGAUUUCUGGGGACGACCAAGUAUUGGUGUUAAAACGAAGGGUGGAUCCAAUGAUAUGGGCUCCUACCAUUUUGAGGGUAAGGGAUACUUUGACCCAGCGAUCUACAUUUACCCUACCUCCGACAAUGUCCCACGUAGCUACCUAGAGGAGAAAGAGAUGGAAUGUAUGGCCAAGGACGAAACAAUCAGGAUGCUCAAUUCAAAAAUUCGACGCCUUGAACACCUCUUACAGUUAAAAGAUACCAGAAUGUUAGAUCUACAAGGGCAGAUAGCAAGAGAGCAGGGUCUAUACUACGUGACCAGCAGGAAGCAUGUUGUCAAAUAAAAUGCUGCCUUGCGCAGCAUGAUUAAAGCAUGGGGUCAGAAAGAAAUUGCACAAUGUUUUUUCUUGGGAUGUCCUCUCUUGCUUGUGUCUUUGUGUGUAUUGUCUCAUCAUGUACAUUAUACAACCAAUCACAAGUCCCCUAAUAAAUGGUGUGUGGGAGUUUCCUACUAACUUUUGUAACAUGCAUGAUCACUGGGUCUGGAUUGUGCUAACUGCCUGUGAUAUAGUUCUGUGAUAACUCAGAUUUAUCUGUAUGUAUAUAUUUAUAUUCAUAAUUUCUUAACCAUUUCAAUGGAUAUUGAGUUUGUAACCCCCAAAAGAUGUGUUAUAUAGUUUCACGUUAAGUUGUUUAAAUAUAUACACCCAUGUCAGUGUAUGCAUCAAUUACUGUUACAGAGGUGAUGUAUUUCAAACUGUCAAGCAUUGCGUGUUAUGUGAUAUUUUUGGUUUGAUGAAGAUAAUCUUGUUACCGGUACUUGGUCACUGCUGCGUUUUUAUAUUGCAUUGUAUCAAAAGUUCAGGAAAGUAUUGACUCAAGAAAUGAAGAUUUUAUGUCGGAGCUUUGUGCCUCCCUGUUUCAGUUCCUUUUGUAGAUUCAUUCAUUUUUCUUUUGUUUCACUUUUUUAUAAGUUUUCCUUCUUCUUAAAGGGGUAGUGGUAAACAACAAAUUACAUAUAUUAUUAACUAAUUUGGUGGGGAAUAUAAAAAAACCUGAAAAUAUAUGUACAUAUAAUUACCCUAUUACUUGACCCAUUACUCAAAAGAAUUAGCAUAGAAUAGAUAGAAUAGAAAUUCCAUGUUUGCCAAAGUGAUGUAUAUAGUGGGGGCAGUAAAACUAAUAUACCCUCCAUCUCUGAAGAUGGCAGACUUCGCGAUGAGAGUUAGUUAUCCAACUUCUUUAACCUGACCGUGUUAACAAGUGUUACAAUAACCUGUAUUAUUUAGGUAGUAUAUAGUCCUCGUCAGAUUUCUUUGGGUUCUGCUUUAACAAAAAAAUCUUAAGUUUCUCAGGCGGGUUUAGCUUUCAAAAAGGGGAAUAACUCAUGUUCAAAAAAUGAAAAAAAAAAAAAAAUUAUUCCUCUCUCA
Messenger RNA from Magallana angulata, 3036 nucleotides. Its product is annotated as sperm flagellar protein 1-like. The coding region runs from base 1018 to 1950 and encodes 310 amino acids. The record is from RefSeq and is a predicted model, not a curated record. Gene Ontology annotation, cellular component: axoneme. The transcript has 7 exons. Gene Ontology annotation, molecular function: microtubule binding. Gene Ontology annotation, biological process: regulation of cytoskeleton organization. NCBI's taxonomy places the organism in Eukaryota, Metazoa, Mollusca, Bivalvia, Ostreida, Ostreidae.